UUUUAGCCUCCAUCUUGAAUAUUCCGGAGGGAGCGGAAAAGGGAACGCCAUGGCGGGCGCUUCGGUCAAAGUCGCCGUCCGCGUCCGUCCCUUUGACGCCCGGGAAAACAGCCGCCAAGCCAAAUGCGUGAUCCGGAUGGAAGGAAACACCACUUGCAUCACCAAUCCCAAACUUCCCAAGGACGGCGCUAAGAAUUUCACUUUCGAUUAUUCCUAUUGGUCCCACACUUCCGAAGAGGACCCCAAAUUCGCUUCGCAACGCCGCGUUUACGAGGAUAUCGGCGAGGAAAUGUUAUCCCGGGCUUUCGAGGGAUAUAACGUCUGCGUUCUCGCUUACGGCCAAAGCGGAGCCGGAAAAUCCUACACUAUGAUGGGAAAAGAGGGAAAAGGGCAGCAAGGACUCAUCCCGCAGCUUUGUGAGGAUCUCUUUGCCCGCGUGAGCCGGGAGGAAUCGCCGGAUCUGAGCUUCUCCGUGGAGUUGAGUUUUAUGGAGAUUUACUGCGAACGCGUUCGGGAUUUGUUGAAUCCGGAGGCGCCCGAAGGGCUCCGCGUCCGCGAACAUCCUCUCCUCGGCCCUUACGUUCCGGGACUAUCGCGACUCGCCGUCGCCUCCUGUCGCGAUAUCGCCGAUCUACUACACGUCGGCAACAAAGCCAGGAGGGUGGCGGCGACGGCGCUGAACGCCUCCAGCAGCCGCUCGCACGCAGUCCUCACCGUCGUCCUCGGGCAGCGGCGCCGCCAUCGCCUCCGCGGGAACGGCGCCGAAAAGGUGAGCCGUAUCAGUUUGGUGGAUUUGGCGGGAAGCGAACGCGCCGACACCUCCGGAACGCGGGGACAGCGCCUCAAGGAAGGCGCCAACAUCAAUAAAUCGUUGACCACGUUGGGCAAAGUCAUCGCCGCUUUGGCCGAAGCGAACAAUAAGAAGAAGAAAGCGGAGUUUAUUCCGUACCGGGAUUCGGUGCUGACGUGGCUGCUGAAGGAGAACUUGGGCGGCAAUUCCCGUACGGCGAUGAUCGCGGCGCUCAGCCCGGCGGACAUCAACUACGACGAAACUCUGAGCACCCUCCGCUACGCCGACCGCACCAAACGGAUCCGGUGCCACGCGGUGGUGAACGAGGAUCCCACGGCGCGGCUCAUCCGGCGCCUGCGGCGCGAGGUGACGCGGCUGCGCGAGCUGCUCCAGGCGAGGGGGGGGACCCCCGCCCCCCCCUCACCGGAUCCGCCCCCUCUCAGCGCUGCGGAGGCUCUGGAGCGGCUGAAGGAGAACGAGCGGCUGAUGGCGGAGCUCAAUGAGUCGUGGGAGGAGAAACUGCGCCGCACGGAGGCUCUGAGGGCGCAGCGGGAAGCGCUUUUGGCCGACGUUGGGGUCGCUGUGCGCGAGGACGGCGCCGCCGUUGGGGUUUUCUCCCCUAAAAAGACCCCCUAUUUGGUGAACCUGAACGCGGAUCCUCUGAUGGCCGAAUGUCUGCUGUACCGCAUCGGGGAGGGCGUCACCAGGGUGGGGGGUGAGGGCGCCCAUAUCCGCCUGUCGGGGCCGCAGAUCCGAGCGCUCCACUGCGUUCUCCGCAGCCGCCUCCGACCCUCGGGAGACGGGCUCCACCUGCGUCGGUCGCUGCUCUUCGUCAGUUGGGACGGGGGAGAAUUUGGGCACUUGGGGGCGACAGAGUGGCUCGAGGCCUUCCCCAACCUCCUCCCCACCAAAGUCGUGGCGUACCUCAGUCUGGAUCAGGCGGUGCUCGGUGACGAUCGCUUCGUAGCCAAAAGCAGUCCCGUACUGCUCCGUCUGCUGGAGGGGACCCUCAGCCAGGUCGAGAGCCCCAACGAGGGCGGGAAAACCCUUCUGGAGGUGGUGACGAGCGGGGGGAGGGGCUGGGAGAGCGUGGCUCGCCCGCUGCCCCCCGACAGCGCCGCCUUCGCCUUCACGGCGGCCGCCGGCGUCCCCGCCAUCGAGAUCGGCUUCGACGAGGCGGGCGGGGGUUCCCGCUGGGCCCUGGGGACGCGGGAGGACACGGUGUGGCGGCUGCGGGGCCGCCUGCGGGGCCGAUGGCCGCCGGUGGCGCGGGCGGUGGCUGCGGUGGCCGCGCGGCUGCUGCUGCGCCUCUCGCACGACGCCCGUCUGCCCCUCGAACCCCGCGACCUCGGGGACGCCCUGCUGAGACGCCUCACCGCCCCCCCCGUGCAGCGCGGCAGGUCCCAGUUUGCCCAGUUUGCCCAGUCCGGGCGGGCUCUGCGCUGUUUGGCGUCGGCGAGAGGGGAGGUGGUGUUUGCGGCCGAACGACUGCGCCGCGAACUCGAGGGGUCGGACGCGCGGGACGAGAGCCUCAACCGCCACCUCAACGCCCGCGUCAUGGCCGCGGAGGCGUCCCUGCUGUCCCCGUUCGUGUCCCCGCUGGUGUCCCCCCUGCGCCACGUGCUUUUGGGACGGGGACGUCACACUCUGGCGGCGUUGGGGGACGCGUGGGGACACGGAGGGGACGACGACCAUCGCCUGCGCCUCGAGCUGUUGGCGCGGACCCUGCGCGGCGCCGCCGUCGCCCUCGGAGGGGACUGGGACAGCUACACAGGAAUAAAGGCCCCGCCCACGGCGGCCAUUUUGGCAUGA
Cuculus canorus (common cuckoo) is the source of this 2602-nucleotide messenger RNA. RefSeq names its product kinesin-like protein KIF1C. Gene Ontology annotation, cellular component: microtubule; dendrite; axon. The transcript has 26 exons. The record is from RefSeq and is a predicted model, not a curated record. Gene Ontology annotation, biological process: microtubule-based movement; cytoskeleton-dependent intracellular transport; vesicle-mediated transport. Gene Ontology annotation, molecular function: microtubule binding; ATP binding; plus-end-directed microtubule motor activity. The coding region runs from base 50 to 2602 and encodes 850 amino acids. NCBI's taxonomy places the organism in Eukaryota, Metazoa, Chordata, Aves, Cuculiformes, Cuculidae.